Messenger RNA from Sorghum bicolor (sorghum), 2071 nucleotides. RefSeq names its product glucan endo-1,3-beta-glucosidase 7. Gene Ontology annotation, biological process: carbohydrate metabolic process. Gene Ontology annotation, cellular component: plasma membrane. The transcript has 3 exons. The record is from RefSeq and is a predicted model, not a curated record. The coding region runs from base 637 to 1974 and encodes 445 amino acids. Lineage: Eukaryota; Viridiplantae; Streptophyta; Magnoliopsida; Poales; Poaceae. Gene Ontology annotation, molecular function: hydrolase activity, hydrolyzing O-glycosyl compounds.
AGGUCUCGCUUUGGCAUUCCUUGAUCCUGGACUAUAAUGUGUGUUGUAUGGAAGGACCGCCGAUGCUAUGGUAGAUACUAGAGUAGAUAGGAUCACCCUUCUACUACAGGCUGCCUCCCUCUCCCUUGCUCGCUGGUCGGCUGGUGCCUGGUGGCUGCGCAGUUCAAACGGGGCGGCUUCGCUCGCCGUUCUAAAGCCUGGAACGCGAGUGCGGCUUUGUUUGUAGCAGACGCGGAGCGCGGCUUUAGGGCUUUAGCGCUUUGGUCGUCCAAUCCAUCGGCUUUUUCCACCCGUUUUAUUAGCGAGAGCUUUACACGGGGCCGGCGCCCGGCCUUGUUAAGCUGCUGUUAUUGCUCCGCGAAAGGCACGGAGGGAGACCGCCACCUCUGUGACUCUUCCUCGCUAAGCAAACGGGGCAGGCCCGAGACCAGGGGUUGGCUCGCCGCAGCCCGCAGCCUGCCGGGAAAAGCGAGGGCGCGCGAAGCCCGUUGUUAGAAUAAUAAGAAGCUGCGGGCCGCCUGUGCUGUGAGACGCGCGGAGUCUCAUCAGUUCGUAAACCUCUCUCUGUCUCUCUCUCUGUCUCUCUCUCUCUCUCUCUCUCUGAUUGUGUGUGUGAGGGUCAGAGGAGCUCUGGAGAUGACGGAGAGAAGAGAGCUUCGGCUGCUGCUUGCGCUCUUGGGAGUCCUGCACCUCGUUCGUCUUGUACCUUUGGCAGCGUCGCAGUCCUUCAUCGGCAUCAACUACGGCGAAGUGGCCGACAACCUCCCGCCGCCGUCGUCCACGGCGCGUCUCGUCCAGUCCACAACCAUCACCAAGGUGCGCCUCUACGGGACGGACCCGGCCAUCGUCUCCGCCUUUGCCGGCACGGGCAUCUCGCUCCUGCUCGGCGCCACCAACGGCGACAUCGCCAACCUUGCGUCCUCGCCCGCCGCCGCCGCAUCCUGGGUCGCCGCGAACCUGCCGGCCAAGUCGCCGGCCGUCUCUACCGUCUCCGUCGGCAACGAGGUGCUCUUCGCCGACGCCUCGCUCGCCUCGCAGCUCGUCCCGGCCAUGCAGAACCUGUACGACGCGCUGCCGCCCAACUCCAGCGUCAAGGUCUCCACCGUGAACGCCAUGGACGUGCUCGCGAGCUCCGACCCGCCCUCCUCCGGCUCGUUCAAGCCGGAGCUCGCGACGGCGCUCGACCCGCUGCUGGCGUUCCUGAGCAAGACCGGCUCGCCGUUCCUUAUCAACCCGUACCCUUACUUCGCGUACCUCAGCGACCCGCGGCCGGAGACGCUGGCCUUCUGCCUGUUCCAGCCCAACGCCGGCCGGCCGGACGCCGGGUCCGGGCUCACGUACACCAACAUGUUCGACGCGCAGGUCGACGCCGUGCGCGCCGCGCUGGACGCCAAGGGGUACAAGGACGUGGAGAUCGUGGUGGCCGAGACCGGGUGGCCGCACAAGGGCGACACCGACGAGGCCGGCGCCACGGCAGAGAACGCGCGCGCGUUCGUGUCGGGCCUCGUGUCCCACCUCAGCUCGCUGGCCGGCACGCCGCGGGCGCCCGGCAAGUCGGUGGAGACGUACAUCUUUGCCCUGUACGACGAGGACCUCAAGCCCGGCAAGGCGUCGGAGCGCUACUUCGGGCUGUUCCAGACUAGCCUCACCGAGACGUACCCGACGGGGUUGCUCAGGAACGGCACGGCCGGACUGAUACCGGCGCCGGCGCCGGCGCCGACGACGACGUCCGCCCCGGCGCUAAAGCCAACGCCAGGGCAACAGCCACAGGUGACUCCAGGGCAGCAGGGCUCGACGGCGGCAGCUGGGCCUUCCGGCCUCUGCACGCCGGCGGGGCCAGGGACGGCUACGUCGAAAGGGACCACCACCACCACUGCCUGCGCUCAUCCUAAUGCUGCUGAAUCGUCUCGCACUUCCUCGAUGCUCCCUAUUAUUGCUGGUUUUUGGUUCAUAGCUUUGCAGAUGUUUAUAUGACCUUUUCUUUAUGCUUUUUCCAGCUAAUGUAUCGUGCCACCUUUUGUAAUCGUAGUACGUGUUUCACGAUCCAAGCACAGCGUCUAGAUUUCAAGUA